This is a messenger RNA of Zygotorulaspora mrakii, 240 nucleotides long. It is a transcript of the gene BIL1, whose product is annotated as Bil1p. The transcript has a single exon. Bases 1 to 240 code for a protein of 79 amino acids. The record is from RefSeq and is a predicted model, not a curated record. Lineage: Eukaryota; Fungi; Ascomycota; Saccharomycetes; Saccharomycetales; Saccharomycetaceae.
AUGACUGCGGAUAAGUCCCAGUUACCUGCUGGUAGCGGCUCUAGCGAACACGAGAAGGAAGGGUCAAUUCUUUCAGUAACAGAGGAAGCGGAGACUUCCAAUAAAACAACAGCAUUUGAACUGGCUGAUACUAUUGAACAAACAUUGAAGGAAUUGAAGCAGAAGUUAGACGAGAAUUAUCAAAAAUUUGACAAGAGCGUAGUCAUUCUAGAGCAAAAGCUCAAAGAACCAGGCCAGUAA